Molecule: messenger RNA, 8503 nt
Organism: Alligator mississippiensis (American alligator)
Lineage: Eukaryota; Metazoa; Chordata; Crocodylia; Alligatoridae
Gene: SEC23B
Product: SEC23 homolog B, COPII coat complex component
Exons: 21
Coding region: 114-2417 (767 amino acids)
Biological process (GO): COPII-coated vesicle budding; intracellular protein transport; endoplasmic reticulum to Golgi vesicle-mediated transport
Cellular component (GO): endoplasmic reticulum exit site; COPII vesicle coat
Molecular function (GO): zinc ion binding; GTPase activator activity
Source: RefSeq, a predicted model, not a curated record
GCCGGCGCUGAGCUGUCCUUUCUGGGCGCGGAGGCUGCUGGGACAGGGCUCACUGGCGGCGGUGGAGUGGCUUGGGUCUGCUCGGCUCGGCUCGGCAGAAUCUGUCUGAUUCCAUGGCGACAUAUCUGGAAUUUAUUCAGCAAAAUGAAGAGCGAGAUGGGGUGCGUUUCAGCUGGAACGUGUGGCCCUCCAGCCGUUUGGAGGCCACAAGAAUGGUUGUGCCCUUGGCGUGUCUGCUGACCCCAUUGAAGGAACGUCCAGACCUGCCGCCUGUACAGUAUGAACCAGUGCUUUGUAGCAGGCCAACUUGCAAAGCAGUACUGAACCCACUUUGUCAAGUGGAUUAUCGAGCCAAGCUCUGGGCUUGUAACUUCUGUUUUCAGAGAAACCAGUUUCCUCCUGCAUAUGCAGGCAUAUCUGAGGUGAAUCAGCCAGCAGAACUUAUGCCUCAGUUUUCCACCAUCGACUACAUUGUUCAGCGGGGUCCUCAGACACCGCUCAUCUUCCUUUAUGUAGUUGACACGUGUUUGGAAGAGGAGGACUUGCAGGCACUGAAGGAAUCCCUGCAGAUGUCCUUGAGCCUAUUGCACCCAGAUGCUCUGGUGGGGCUGAUCACUUUCGGCAGAAUGGUCCAGGUUCAUGAGUUGAGCUGCGAAGGGAUUUCCAAAAGCUAUGUGUUCAGGGGGACCAAAGAUCUGACAGCUAAGCAGAUACAGGAUAUGUUGGGUCUUACAAGGCCAGCUGUCCCUGUUCAGCAGGGAAGACCUCUUCAACCUCAGGAACAGCCAGUUAUUUCAAGCAGGUUUCUGCAGCCUAUACACAAGAUUGACAUGAACCUGACAGAUCUGCUCGGGGAGUUGCAAAGGGACCCAUGGCCAGUGACUCAGGGAAAGAGACCCUUGCGAUCGACUGGAGUAGCUCUAUCGAUUGCUGUUGGUUUAUUGGAGGGCACAUUUCCAAACACAGGGGCCAGAAUAAUGUUGUUUACAGGUGGUCCACCCACACAAGGACCUGGCAUGGUAGUAGGAGAUGAACUGAAAACCCCCAUUCGUUCCUGGCAUGACAUAGAGAAGGAUAAUGCACGGUUCAUGAAAAAGGCCACAAAGCAUUAUGAGACUCUGGCUAAUCGCACUGCAGCCAAUGGUCACUGCAUUGAUAUUUACGCUUGCGCUCUUGAUCAAACUGGCCUUCUGGAGAUGAAGUGUUGUACAAACCUCACUGGGGGUCACAUGGUGAUGGGAGACUCCUUCAACACUUCUCUCUUCAAGCAGACAUUCCAGCGAGUUUUCAGCAAAGAUUUCAAUGGGGAAUUUCGAAUGGCAUUUGGUGCCUCUCUAGACGUGAAGACUUCAAGGGAGCUGAAGAUUGGAGGGGCUAUUGGACCAUGCAUCUCUCUAAAUGCUAAAGGGCCGUGUGUCUCUGAAAAUGAACUUGGUAUUGGAGGAACUUGCCAGUGGAAAAUUUGUAGCCUGGAUCCCAACACAACCCUUGCUAUUUAUUUUGAAGUGGUGAAUCAGCACAAUGCGCCAAUACCUCAGGGUGGCAGAGGUGCUGUGCAGUUUGUCACUCAGUAUCAACACUCCAGCACGCAGAAGCGCAUCCGAGUUACCACGAUAGCCAGAAAUUGGGCAGAUGCACAGAAUCAGCUCCAGCAUAUAGAAGCUGCAUUUGACCAGGAAGCUGCUGCUGUACUAAUGGCACGACUGGGAGUCUACAGAGCAGAAACAGAAGAGGGACCAGAUGUAUUGAGGUGGCUGGACAGACAGCUGAUCAGACUGUGUCAGAAGUUUGGACAAUACAACAAGGAUGAUCCAAAUUCUUUCAGAUUAUCGGAUUCAUUUUCCCUGUAUCCCCAGUUUAUGUUCCAUUUGCGGCGAUCUCCAUUCCUUCAAGUAUUUAAUAACAGCCCAGAUGAAUCUUCCUAUUACCGCCAUCACUUUGCCCGACAAGAUUUGACCCAGUCUCUCAUCAUGAUCCAGCCCAUUCUUUAUUCCUAUUCUUUCUAUGGACCACCUGAGCCUGUGCUCUUGGACAGCAGCAGCAUUCUCGCUGACAGAAUUCUGUUGAUGGAUACUUUCUUCCAGAUUGUUAUCUACCUUGGUGAGACUAUUGCACAGUGGCAGAAAGCUGGCUACCAAGACAUGCCCGAAUAUGAAAACUUCAAGCAUUUGCUGCAAGCCCCUCUGGAUGAUGCCCAGGAAAUCUUGCAGACUCGGUUCCCAAUGCCACGUUAUAUUAACACAGAGCAUGGAGGCAGUCAGGCUCGGUUCCUGUUAUCAAAAGUGAACCCCUCACAGACGCACAAUAACCUCUAUGCCUGGGGACAGGAAUCGGGGUCUCCAAUCCUAACGGAUGAUGUUAGUCUCCAGGUAUUCAUGGACCAUCUGAAAAAAUUGGCAGUGUCAAGUGCAGCAUGACCUGGAUCAUAACAAGGACAUAAAAAGGAAAGAAUUAAUGGGAUCAUACUGAUAAUUCAAUAGAUGUGGGAAAAUGUAUUACCUGUAUUUUCUCACAUAUAACACAUGAUUUCCUCUAAAUGUAGCCCCCCAUAAUUGGGGUGCAUAUAUUAAGCAGGGAAGCUGUUUUUCUGCCUGGGAUAGAAGCACCCUACUUUAAAUCCUGCUCCACAGUGCAGCAUCAUGACUAUUCAGGCAGCUGAAGAAUUCAUUUGAUUUAAUGGUCCAUUGUUUUUUGCUCCACAGGUGUUAACAGUUGUCUCCUUUUUUAAUGGUCUUUAUGGUCUUGCUAAGAAAAGUCAAACUGACCUUUCUUAGGGCAAUUUUAUAGUCUACUAGCUGAUCCCAUUAGCCCAAGGAGGAAAAAAAGGGUAAAAGUCACCUGAAGACUGGGUUCUUCCCCUGGGCUAUGCAGUCAUAUAACUGGAAAAAUCCAUUUUUCUUCAUUCUGCCUUUCAAAAACAGGGUAUAUAUUAUAUUUUGGGCCAUGUUGUAUGUAAGCAAAUACAGUACAUUCCUUUUCUUCUUCGUAGGCCACAGCUUUCAACUAUUUCAUGAAACAAAUACUGGAGGGGAGCUUUGUACUGAAUCCUUUUAGAUGUUAAUUUAUUUGUAUUCCAUUUGUCUGUGUUCUUUCUGAUCUACAUUUUUCAUACAUUGUAACUUCAACUCCAGGAUGUUUUAGCUUAUAGAAAACUUAAUACAGCUUUUCACUUAAUUGUAACAAAAUGUAUUAAAACUAUUCUCUUUUAGCAACUCUUUUGGAUAAAGGAAACUAUAUUGAUGAAAGAUAAAAUUAGUUAAGGCAAGCAUUAAUAUUUAGUGCCAUACCGAACCUGACUCUCAGAGGGAAUUAAAUCAGUCUUCUAGUUCUUCCAGUAAAUUUUCAAAAGUAAACUAGAGUUGUGCAUUCAAGUUAUUGAAAAGAGAGAGAAUUUCAGUUCCUAUUGCCCAAGCAAUUUCAUUAGUGAUUCUGGAUCUCUAAGCACUGAGAAUCACAGAAUGCUUUCCAACAGAAGGUGGGUGCAAAAAUGCCUACCAUUUUGGUAUGCAUUUGGGGGAGAAGGGAUGUGCAUGCUUGUGGGAACACACCCAGCGUGUGCAUGUGUUUCCCUGGGGACAAACAGAAGUGUCAUAUAUUGCGCCAUCGCUACUUUUCCUCAGGCAUGCCCCUGUAUGCGUGUUGUGGUGAGCUGCAAAUUGCACCAAGUGGGGCAGGGGAAGCUGGAGCCAGCAUCUGCAUUGGCCCCAGCAGCCUUGCCUGGGGUCCCCUUGGGGCUGCAACAGCAGUGAUCCAGGUGCACAGCCUGGCUGGUAGCUGGAGUGUGGCUCUGGCUGGCCAGGCUCUAGUUUUGCAGGGUGUAUGCUGCAGCCACAUGCUCCCCACCCCUUGUUUUUAGAUACUGGGACUUCCUGGUAUUCGAUUUCGCCCUUCUGCUGCAAACAUGGAUUUGCAGUGCCUCAGGAGGCUUUGAGGUGCUGCAAACUACACGUUCCUGUUCCUGGGGAUGCAGCCAUUACAGGUUUCAAGUUAAAUUUGGCCCUAGUGUGGAGAAUUUACUCUCCACCACAUCAAAAUUGCACAUGAUCUACCUUCCUUCUUUGCUUGAGAUCUAAAGAUGACUCAUUACUUCAUCAUACAAAAAGACUCACACCUGCUACUCUCAACUACCAAAGUCAUGUUGAUUCAAAGCAUAGGGGCUGUCUAAAUUGCUUUUAAUUUCAGCCCCGAUUUUCAUCUAAAUAGAUUUGUGUACACAUCUUCUCUUACAGUUAGGCUCACACACUGUAUUGUAGCGGAGACCAACGUUUUUGCCAAGUGUAUCAUAAAUUAGUUCCACAUCCUUCCUGAGAGUCGCUCGAAUCCCUUUCUCCUGCCUGACUGGCUGCCUUACUUUAUGCCUGAUCUGCUGCUCUGUUGUUCUGUUCCCUGCCCUGUCUGCCACUUUGCUGCCUGUCCCCUUCCUAGUCUACCACACACAUGGGUUGAUCUGCUUUACUGCAUGUAAGCCUUCUGUUAGAGAGCAAAAAUUCUUGUUCAUGAUACAAUAAAAAGUCCUUAGACUUAUAACUGUAUCAAUGCUGUCUGUGGUUUUGGAGCUCUACUCCUCAAAAUAGUUGAAGUGAGGCAAGAAUGUUCCUAUAACCAAAUUUUAAACCUUAGUUGUGGUAAAUAUAAAAAUACUCUGUACAACUAGCUUCUGAUAUAUAACAUCUCAUUUUAACUCGAGUCACCCUCUUGCAAUGCAGUCUGAAGAAUGACUAUAAGAGCAGCAUGUACGCCCAGGCUUUUUUUUAAGAUUACAUGGUUAAUCUUCUGCGUAAAAACAUCAUUUUCCCCCAUUCUUGCAGAGUCACCAUGAACCUUUGCAGUUGAACUGGGCUCUAUUCAUUUUUCUCAACUGCUACUGCCGUGAGUCUGCAGGCCAAAAUAAGCUCUCAGCUAUAGCACUAACCCAGUUGCCAUCACUACUACCCUGUUAUCUAUAGUAGGAGUUCUCAACCUUUUUUUCCCCAAGGCCCCUCUGUGGAGCUGCCAUUGCUCCCUGCACAGGAGAGAAAUGGCCUGGCUCCCCAGCCCUGCCUGCAUGGCCCUGGGUGCAGCAGGCAGGGCUUGGCAGUGAAAUAUCCUGGGACCCCACUCACCCGAGCAGUAGCAGCAUAGAGCUUUGCUUACCUGCAGUGUCACCCACAAGAUGGAGGGUGUGGGGUGGGCCUACUCCUGCCUCCUCCUCAGGGCUUGCCUUAGUCCCAGGGGAGCCAAAGUGGCUCCUCCCCAUGCCAGGCUGGGUAAGCUCCCCAGAAGCCUGCUUGUGGCCCCCAGGGGGGCUGCAAACCCUUGGUUGAGAACCACUGACCUACAGUAUACCUAGACAACUUUAUUUACAUUUUAAAUAAAGGGUAGGGGUGGGUGUUUUUCUUUCCACAUGAACCUGCAUAUUUAUCUUUAUGCAGAGUGCUUUACAAUGUGGCCUAUUCCUUCCCAUCUGUAAAGAAGCUUGUAUGCUGCUGUGAACAAUACCUAAGUAUCUUUUUCAUAUAGUCCUUCCUGGUGCUGUUGCCUGGUCUAGACAUACUUUUUAAUUUGUCUUUUAAUGUAGACUCUGUUCCUUUGUUUCAUUUUAUUGCUGCUUUCUGGAGAAGCUCCCCAAGUUGCUUGCUGUUUACCCAUACCAGGUUAUUUCAGGGCAUAAAGGUCUUGCACACCAGGCCUUUUGGAUUUGAAUCUGGGUUGUGAUUCUUCAGAAAUUGCAGGACUGUAUAUGUCCACAGAGUAACAUGGCUGUCCCUUGAUCAGUUUCUAUGUGUUGGCAUCAGCAUCCUCAUGAGAGGCCAAGAAUGGAGAUCUACCACAGGCAGAGAAAUGCCAUUUAGGUUGAGGGCACUCGACCUAAAUCAGUGAUUACUGUAGGGCUGGUCUGGGCACAAUCACCAGGGGUUAAUCAUAAAAAACGAACAAACAAGAACAACUUAUAAAAGAGCUGGGCUGUUUGUUUGCCUACAGUACCUAUAUUUCUGCUUACUUCUGUCGAGGACUUUCAACCUUCAGACAUGGAAUGGAAACUCCUCCCUACCCUGCAUCCAUAGGUAUCACCCCUGUUAUAACAGAUGAUGAAACAGAGGCUGUGCAGGCCAAGUCUUUGGCUAAGGUGGUGUUAAAGGUCAGAGAAGUAGGGCUGGAAGGGCCCUCCAUAGGCCAUCUAAGUCCAGCCCCCUGCCUCAGGCAAGAUCAUCAAUACCCAAACCAUCCUAUGCAAUCCGUAACCAAAACUCUCUAUAUAAAGACAACCGUCAAUCCUGAUACAAGACAGACCUGACACCCUACCCUGCCUGGGGUAAAGCAGUGGAACCACAGCAGCCAGUGCCCUGCUUCUAUGAAAUGCUAUCAAUAUACACUCAGGAGAUCCCAGUUAGAUGGCCAUAAGCACUUACUACAGAGGAAGGCAAAAACCCCACAGCCUUGCCCAUAGGGUAAAAUCUCCACCUGACCCCAAAUAUGGAGAGCGAUCUGACCCCGAGUGGACAGGCAAGCCCCUCUCACCAGGAACCUCUGGCUUCGGUCCCAGCAGGAGCACUGGGCCACCCUGAAGUCCCCAGCUUUGGCUGCAGCCAACACCCGGUGCCUCUGAGAAAGGGCGCGUGACCCGAAGCUUUCAAAUAACCCUAACCCUAGCCCGCACAGAGCCUAACCGCGGCGGGACAGGGCCAGGCCUCCUGGCUGCGUAUCGCCCACAACGCGCAUGCACGGGACAGCGGGGCCCCCUCCCUUCCUACCCCGGAAGUCUUUCCGCGUUUCCUCGCCUCGAAUUGGCUGCACUGCUCGGCCAGUAGGCUCUGCCGUUGUUGGUGAGUGGGCGCUGGGGGCCGAAGGCAAGAUGAACAAGGCUAAAGCUGAGCUGUGGAGAAAACGCUUUGCCAUUAUGUACGCGCUGAGCUCAUGGAGUCUGUUGGGCUACGCCCUCUACUACUACCGCGUCGACAACUUGCCCCAGAGGAAGCCUAACGGUCCGGACACCAAGCAAGAAGUACAUCAUUAUAAAAACUAGCUGGGCUUUCACGUAGUAAGAACAGUGGACUAUAAACAAGGACCUGAACGUUUUCCGUAUUUGAAAGCAUCCUUUAACGUUACUGAUGACUCUGACCCAGAGAAGUAAUGGAUUCUAGCUGAAGAACAGAUUUUGCCCCCAUUUGCUGUUAAAGUCAAGAGCUUCACAUCUCAAAUAACAAUGGAUAAUUUAAAUAUGGCACAUCUCUUCAACUCCACUUAAACCAUUGUCUGAGAAUGUCUCUGUAAAUAUUAAUGUGAUUACAUAGGAAGUUUCUAAACUAGUUUUGAUUUUAAUGAAUUUACAUGUCACAUUGCAUCUAGUAGAGAAACCUUUUCACUAUUAUGAUUAGGCCUGGGUGUAGCAGGAGUAGCAGUUUGGAGGUAGUUGCCUUACAGAAUUAUAGCACCUGAUAUGGAAAUUGGAGAAUGGGGAAAAAAGUAGUACGAUUGCCAUAAUUAGGCAAAUAUUCUUGAUUGCUUUUUUUUCAGGAAACAAGCCAUUAACCUGUCUUAAAUACUGUAGGGGCAUAAACCAGAGAAUAUUAAAAACAUGAGGUCUUGAGAUGUUUUGUGCUUACCCAGCUAGUCCUAUAAUUCAAAGCCUAAACUCAUGUUAGCUCUGAUGCUGACCCAGAAUUACUGCUUUUUAUUGCAAAUAGGUAUUGCUUAAAAUAAAAUAGUACUUUUUAGUAAAAUAGUACUUUUCCUGAAAAAGCCAUGACUUGAUCUGUAUUUCAUAUGUGGCAUAAAACAAACAAAAAAAGAAUAGCAACAUGUUUAGGGAAAGAAAGGCCUUCAAAAGGCGUUACAAAGACUAGCAAGUAGUUGAAGAUUUCCAUAGCACAUAAGGCUUAUUCACAAUCACCAUCAGCUUCUUUCAUGUAACUGCAGGUAAGAGAACUCCAUGAAUGUAUUAUAUUUCAGAGUAAACAAAAACAAUGCAUUUACUCCUUGCUGCUUUGUGAAAAGGUGAAUGAUGAAGAGUAAAUGAAGACUUGAGAGGGAAAACUUAUUAAAAAAACAUAGCCUAUAUGUAAUAAAAAGCAUUUCUGGAGCUCAGCUUUUCAAAUGGAGGUUUGUAUUUCAAGAAACGAGUAAACCUUGGUACGAAAUAACCACAUAGAGGACACUGGUCCUUCUAUUUGGUUUGCUAAUGAAAUGGCUCAUCUCUUUUCACAGAACUGACCAGAUCAAGCAAGUCAAGGCUUUAUUCACCUUUCUGCUGUUUUAGGAUGGACAGAAUCAACUUGAAAUGCAGUCAUUUAGAGGGGGAAAAAAAUGACAAGUGGUUUCAGACACAACAUUUGACCCUAGAUUCCACUGCCAGAUUUUGUGCUUUGAUACUUUAUCCUCUCCACAUUUUUGUAACUCUUUAGUACAUAAUUGCUAUCAAAAGCAAAUAAGGAAAUUGGCGACAUACAAAGUGCUGUCAAAAACACACGCCUAAAAAUAUUUUUCAGAUAGAUGUGAUUAAACGUGAUGUGUUGGCAAAACUUUA